AUGGCACGGCAGGUCUUUUACAAACGCGGCGCCGUGCGGGUGGCCGCCGUGCUGCUCGUGAUCGCCAUAGUGAUCCAGUGGCGCUCGAGCGCCGGGUCAGCGGGGUCGGGGGCCGUGCUGCAGCCCGCACACGCUGAGGGGCCCGCGGCUACCCCAGCUCCCACCGAAGCUCCCGUUGCGACCGCGGCGCCGGCCCCUGAGGAUGACGCCGCGGCCUACCUGACGGAGGUGCAGUGCAUAGGCGGGAAGCGUCCUCCCUGGACGCGGUCAUGCCGGUUCAAGAACCUGUACUGGCUCGGGGAGGGCUUUGCCACGGUGCGCCUUCGUGGCAAGCCGCUCCCGGAGCACUUCUUGAACCUGGGCCCGAAGCGCGCGUUCGGGGCCGAUCCUUACUGGGAGCCGCAGCACCUCGAGUUCGACAACGCGCAGGAAGUCAAGGAGUAUUUCGCGGCGCGCAACGUGGUGCGGAAGGAGGGCCCGAGCCUCGUGUUCAACACCAUAUGGGCAGCGGUCAAUGUAGGGCACGGGAUGUUCGACGGGCUGUACCCGGCGUUCACGGCGGCGUUCGACCACGGGCUGGCGGAGGAGCCGAUCCGAAUGAUUCCGGGCGACGUCUCGGGACAGAUGGGGCGCGCGGGCGCUGCGUACUGCGAGGGCCUGUGUGCAAACUUCUGCCUCCCCGCCGAGGAGCUCUGCGACGUGGGCAAGGCCAUCAAGGCAAUUGCGAUCGGGGGGGAGUUUCUCCCGCUGUGUGCGAUCCCGGAGCGGCACCCAGGGGAGGUCCUGCUGUUCGAGGACGUCGUCGCCGGCAGCGGCGAGCGUGCGCAGAGGGCCGUGUACCCGGAGGCGGCGAUCUACGAGGGCCGCGACGGCGUGAUGGAGCACUUCCGCGACAGGCUCUUCCAGGGCUUCGGCGUGCAGCUCAAGAAGCGCCAGAAGGGCGAUGUGGUCAAGGCGCUGGUGAUCAGCAACAAACGGUACAGCCCUGAGGAGAUCGCGGAGAUCCAGGCCGCCAUCGCGGAGCUGGACGGCAAGGACAACUUCAGCGUGCAGUGGAUCGAGUGGCCGCAGUACCCCGGGCUACCGCGUCAGUUCGAGCUCCUGUCAGACGCGGACAUCUACCUGUCAGGGCCCGGCACGGGCCUGCUGAACCACAUGUACAUGCGCGAGGGCUCCGUGCUGGUCAACGUCGGCGAGAUCCGCAGCCGUUUGAACAACCGCUUCCCUUCGUUCAUCGAACAGUACAUCGCCGAGGGCACGCCGUACCAGCGGGCGCUGUACUACCCCAGCAACAAGCGCAUGCACGGCAUCAAGGGCGAGGAGAUCUCGAAGCUCCUGCUGCAGGCGAAGGGCAUCGUCGAGCAGGGGUUCAAGGUGCCGGUGCCGCCGCUGGAGAACCUGUCGGUGGAGGGGAAGAUCUUCUCGCUGUACUGCACGGAGAACGAGGAGGAGGGGCAGGACAUGCUGGACCACAUGAACGGGAACUCGGCCUUCGGGUGGGACCGUUGCACCGACGACGGGUGGCUGGAGAGCGUGGUGUACGAGGCGGGCGGGUGGCAGCUGGAGUCGCAGCUGCACGACGGCGUGCACUGCACGCUGAACAGGGAGCGCCUCAAGAAACUGCGCGACCGGUACGAGGGGCAGCUGGGGUGGGUGGAGGGGUGA
Molecule: messenger RNA, 1665 nt
Organism: Pedinophyceae sp. YPF-701
Lineage: Eukaryota; Viridiplantae; Chlorophyta; Pedinophyceae
Source: the annotation of a GenBank genome assembly